This is a messenger RNA of Trichogramma pretiosum, 794 nucleotides long. Its product is annotated as oxidoreductase-like domain-containing protein 1. The transcript has 3 exons. Lineage: Eukaryota; Metazoa; Arthropoda; Insecta; Hymenoptera; Trichogrammatidae. The coding region runs from base 162 to 557 and encodes 131 amino acids. The record is from RefSeq and is a predicted model, not a curated record. Gene Ontology annotation, cellular component: mitochondrion.
GUUCCGUGACGACGACAACCCUCGUAAUCGACCGUCAACUAUCUAGCAGAAGGAAAUGUUCCGUCGAGUGUCAGUAAGCUGUCAGCUGUUAUGCUGAAAUGAAAAUAGAUAUAAUCCAUUAAUUAAUGUUACAUUCAUGAGAAAUUAUUCAGAAACCAAGCAUGAAUAAAUUAAAUAAAUUGGGACCACUCUCGCUGAGAAGUUCCAGACAGCUAAAUCCAACAUUCAACUGGUGUAGGAUGUUUAGCGACGAUGAAACUCCAAAGUCAAAAGUUGAACCUUCACCAGAUUUAGAAAAGAAAAAGAAAAAAAGAAAAAGACCAAUGUACAGUCCAACUCCACAGAUACCAUUGAGAUUGGAAGAUCUUGAAGAACCUACCAACUGUUGUAUGUCUGGAUGUGCUAAUUGCGUGUGGAUAGAUUAUGCAGAAAAACUCAGUAUUUUUAUGAAAAACAGUCCUGGUCAUGUUCAGAAAGUAUUGAUGGAAAAAGUUCAAGACCCUAACAUGAGAGCGUUUCUGUCAAUGGAAUUAAGAGUCAGAAAAAUCAUUGAAUGAGUCAGACGUAGAAGAAUUAAGAAAACUAGGAAAGAUUUUUAAUCAAUUGUUAAACCAGUAUCACUUGUCAAAACACAGUAUUGAUGACUUUUUACUGGUUUUGAAAAAUUUUAGCUGCAGUCUAUGGACUACGGUGCUAACAAGAAAUAGAUAUGUUUUACUUGUAAAAAUGUAAAUAUUUUAAAAUAUGUAAAUAGUUGUUCUGUUGCAAAGAAAAAGCAUACGAUGCCAAAUAAA